Molecule: messenger RNA, 3093 nt
Organism: Penicillium macrosclerotiorum
Lineage: Eukaryota; Fungi; Ascomycota; Eurotiomycetes; Eurotiales; Aspergillaceae
Product: Ran GTPase-binding protein LOS1
Exons: 4
Coding region: 1-3093 (1030 amino acids)
Biological process (GO): tRNA re-export from nucleus
Cellular component (GO): nuclear matrix; nuclear pore; cytoplasm
Molecular function (GO): tRNA binding; small GTPase binding
Source: RefSeq, a predicted model, not a curated record
AUGGAAGAACAGGUAGCAAAUGCCAUUGAGAUCGCCUGGAAUCCGUCCUCCGACCAUGCCUUGAAGUCGCAAGCCUUCGACUAUCUCAACCAACUCCGCUCCGAUCCCUCCGGAUGGCAGGUCUGCCUCAAUCUCUUCACCAAAACCCCCCAACAGCCCGAGAUCGUACGUCAUGCGAGCUUGGAGAUCGUCAAUAGCGCCGCCCAGGCCGGUCUGAUCGAUAUUUCCUCUCUGGGAGUGGUGCGGGAUGGAUUGCUAGCCUACCUCCGUCAGGUCUACGGUCCGGAUGGCGCUGCCACGCCCGAUGUCCCGUACAUCCAAAACAAAAUCGCCCAGACCGUAACGUUCCUGUUCUCAGCUCUCUACGCGAAUGGAUGGGAGACUUGCUUCGAUGACCUCCUCAGCCUGACCUACAAGUCCUCCUCCAGCACCACUCGUGACAACCCGCUCGGCAUCGUAUUCUACCUGCGCGUGGUGAACUCGAUCCAUGAGGAAAUUGGUGAUGUGCUGGUCUCACGCUCGCGCGGCGAGCAGGACAAGGCAAACUCCUUGAAGGAUCUCAUUCGUGAACGAGACAUGCAGAAGAUCGCGAGCUCGUGGCAAGAAAUCUUGUCGGCGUGGCGGGAUGGCGAUGACACAGUGGUGGAGAUGUGCUUGAAGGCCGUCGGCAGCUGGGUCAGUUGGAUCGAUAUAGGUCUGGUCGUGAACCAAACCAUGCUCGACCUUCUCUUCCAGCAGCUUGGACGGGCGGAAAAACAGGAAUUGCGCGAAGGAGAACAACGAGUUCGUGAUGCUGCAGUGGAUGUUUUCACUGAGAUCAUCGGCAAGAAGAUGAAGCCUGCGGACAAGAUUGAAAUGAUCAUCUUCCUUAACCUCGAUACGAUUGUCACUCAGCUUUCGAACAGCCCGCCUCUGCGGGAAAACCGAUUCACCUUCAAGUACGAUACCGAUCUGGCAGAGACUGUUGCCAAGCUCGUCAAUAUCACUGUGAUGGAUAUUGUGCGAGUUUUGGAGACCGAUUCAGGCCCCGUGAAGGACAAGGCAAACGAUUUGCUGCAGGUUUUCCUGCCGCACAUCUUGCGGUUCUUCUCGGAUGAAUAUGACGAGGUCUGCUCGACCGUCAUUCCCUGUGUCAAUGACACACUCACCUACAUCCGAAAGCUGUCCAAGGCAGAGCCUGCUUUCGAGGAGCGAAACAAGGCUAUCCUUCUCCCGCUUCUCAAGGCUAUCAUCGCAAAAAUGCGGUACGACGAGACCUCCAACUGGGGUGACGAGGACGAGCAAACCGACGAGGCAGAGUUCCAAGAGCUGCGUAAGAGACUGGGUGUCCUUCAACAAAUUAUCGCGUCGGCGGAUGAGCAGCUCUAUAUCGAUGCCAUCUCGGAGGUGGUGGGUACAACAUUCGAGAACCUGCGUGCUUCCGGUGGUCAAAUUGACUGGCGUGACUUGGAUUUGGCUCUGCAUGAGAUGUUCCUUUUCGGUGAUCUGGCUGUCAAGGGUGGUGGUCUUUACCAGAAGGGUGGCACCCCCACCGGUCCUCCUGCGGUCCGUCUCAUUGAGAUGAUGCUCCGAAUGGUGGAGUCCGAUAUCCGAUCUUUCACCCAUCCGGCCACCCAGCUCCAGUAUAUGGAGAUUUGUGUGCGCUAUAGCUCCUUUUUCAACACCCACUCCCAUCUCGUCCCUGGUGUUCUGGAGAGCUUCCUUCAGCUUGUUCAUCACCCAGUUCGCAAAGUCAAGACCCGUUCGUGGUAUCUCUUCCAACGGCUAGUGAAGCAACUGCGUGGAUACAUCGGCAACGUGGCCCAGACUGUCGUUGAAGCGCUGGGUGACCUGCUGAUCAUCCAAGCAGAGCUGCCUUCCGAAGGUGAGGAUGGUGAUGAGAUGUCUUCCGAGGAUCACGAGGGUUCUGCCGAUGCCGUAUUCAAUAGCCAGCUCUAUCUCUUCGAGGCCGUCGGGAUCAUCUGCUCAACGACCGGAGUCCCCGUCGACAAGCAGGUCUUUUAUGCCCAGUCAGUCUUGAACCCCAUUUUUGCUGACAUGGAGCGCAACCUUGCUGCCGCCAAGAGCAACGACGAGCGAGCUAUGUUGCAAAUCCACCACGACAUAAUGGCCCUAGGCACUCUUGCCCGAGGCUUCUCGGACUGGAUGCCGGGCACUUCGACCACGGCUCACCUGCCUGCUGCAGAGGUUUCAGAGGCUUUCUGCCAAGUGGCCGAGGCUACCUUAGUUGCGCUUGAAUCUCUUAAGUCGUCUUUCAACAUCCGGACUGCCGCUCGAUUUGCCUUUUCCCGACUCAUUGGUGUUUUGGGCGCCAGAAUUUUGCCCCAGCUCCCUCGCUGGAUUGAUGGCCUCUUGACCCAGACCUCCUCGCGUGAUGAGAUGGCCCUUUUCCUGCGUCUUUUGGAUCAGGUUAUUUUCGGAUUCAAGACUGAAAUCUAUAGCAUUCUCGACACUCUCUUGACUCCGUUCUUGCAGCGGGUAUUCGCCGGGAUUGCGGAACCCACCACGGGGACUGACGACGAGAUUCAACUCGCGGAACUCAAACGUGAAUACUUGAACUUCCUUCUGGCGGUAUUGAACAAUGAUCUCGGGGCCGUGAUCAUCAGUGAGAGAAACCAACCCCUCUUCGAAACCGUCAUCACCACCAUCGAACACUUCGCCAAGGAUGUCGAGGACUUUACUACUGCUAAGAUGGCUUUCUCUGUGUUGUCCCGGAUGGGUGGCUCCUGGGGUGGACCAGAUAUCGCCCCCGGUGCUACCAACGGCGCUGCUGCUACUCAGACUGCACUUCCUGGCUUUGGAAGUUUCAUGAUUACCCGAUUCUCGCCUCUUUGCUGGGCGCUCCCUACUACUCCGUCCUUCAACUCGAAAGAUGCGCAGGCCAAGCAAGUCCUCGCCGAAGCCGGCGGGCUACAGCGUACAAUCUACCUCAAGACUGGCAUCGAAUAUGCCGACUACCUACGGAACCGCGAACUGCCUGGCAUGGGCAUGGGCGGUGACCUCAUUGAAGAGUUCCUGACGGCCCUGAGCCAGCUGGACGUGAAGGGGUUCCGGCAAUUUUUCCCUUCCUUCAUCCAGCGAUUGAGCGCAUGA